Aspergillus saccharolyticus JOP 1030-1 is the source of this 427-nucleotide messenger RNA. RefSeq lists its product as uncharacterized. The transcript is spliced from 2 exons. The record is from RefSeq and is a predicted model, not a curated record. The annotation marks the transcript as partial. Lineage: Eukaryota; Fungi; Ascomycota; Eurotiomycetes; Eurotiales; Aspergillaceae.
UAUCCACACGCGCUUCUGUACGCCGUAGGCUGAUCGCGUCACGCGUCCUGUACUGUUUUAUCCUCUUUCUCCUGCUGUCACCUAUUCGCCAAGUGCAACCAACUCUUCUACACUAUUUAUUUAAUUCCUUUUCUCUUCAUUUCAAGUCCUCCCUACUUGGUCAACUAGAGUCACCCAACAUCAGUCACAUCAGGUCACUGGCUACCUGACAGACAAGUCAGGUCACAAAUCAUGGCUUCCGAUUCAGCAUCGCAGGUUUCAGUCGGAGCCCUCAGCGCCAUAUUCGACGACACAAAGCCCCAAGUACAAGAACCUAUUCUUCAGUGUGUUCAGAUCAAGCCGUUGCCUCCGCAGCAGAACAACCAAGAACGCUUUAGAGCUGUCUUCAGCGACAUCUCUAAUUAUGUUCAAACUAUGCUUGCUACUC